Molecule: messenger RNA, 2334 nt
Organism: Theileria parva strain Muguga
Lineage: Eukaryota; Apicomplexa; Aconoidasida; Piroplasmida; Theileriidae
Gene: PRMT5
Product: PRMT5 arginine-N-methyltransferase family protein
Exons: 1
Coding region: 100-2208 (702 amino acids)
Biological process (GO): regulation of DNA-templated transcription; peptidyl-arginine N-methylation
Cellular component (GO): nucleus; cytosol
Source: RefSeq, a predicted model, not a curated record
CGCAUAUAUAACUAUUAUGAUAGUUUAUCUGUACCAUAUAAUGUUUUCUAUUGUAAAAUAUAAUAUAAUUUGGGAUGAUUCCAUAUAAUUCACUGAUAAAUGCCAAAGAUUGAGAGUUCAGGGGCUUUGCGCAACCCUCUGCUAUUUGGUUGGAAGAUAGAUGACCCAAACAAUGAUAACUUACUGGGAUGUGUUAAGCUCAUUGAAAGUUUAGGAAUCUCGUUUUUGGUUUUGGAUUUAAACACUCUGUCAGCUAAAUUGGGAUCGAAUGGCGCAUUUCAACACCUAAAUCACGUAGAUAACUCUGAAUUUUGCCAUUCAGAAGAGUUUAAACUAUUAAUUGGGUUCAGUCCCUUAGGGAAAAGUGAUUUGGCUCUCCCUAACGAGCUCUGGUCACAGAGAAUUGUAUCGUUCAUUCAGACUAGUGAUUUUAAAGUACUCAAAACUCAAAUUGAAUGGUCCUGUUAUGUCUCAUCUCGCUUUAUUAUGAUUGAUCUGGAGUCCGUAUUAUCAAAUUCACCAAUUGAUAUGGUUAAUAGUGUACCGGGUAAAACCUCUAAUAGUCCAAAUCAUAGCAACCUAGAAUCUGAUAGUUAUGAAUUAAUGGACAAGUUGGUGCUAUUUUGUCAGAUUCUCUCAUCAUAUUUAACUCAGCCUAAUUUGCCAACAGUAUGCAUAUCAUUGGACUGCUGUAAAGACUCCUUAAAUACAUGGAAUAUGAUUUACGAACUGUGUGGUUAUAGUGAUAAGGUGAAAGUGUGCCUAAAACUCCAACCAGUGGAAACUGAUAUUGAAAUGUGGCUUUCUGAGCCAGUAAAGUGUGUAGUUUUAUCUGAGGAUACAUUCUUAAGUAAUAAAAGGGUAAUGCUAAAUAAGUCAGUCUCAAACCAACUCUCAGUACUGAUGAAAAAUAAUGUGAAAAUUGUUUUAGAUUCUAAUUUAAACUAUAACAGCCUCAUAAGCAAUGAUUGUUUUAUUCAAAACAACAAUGAUAGUGGUAAUUUUGUGGAAGAGGUUGUUAUGCGGGAUUUUGAGAGUGAAAUUGAUGUUAAAGAUGUGUUGAAGGCAGUUAAAAGAUGUUACUCUAGGAUUGGUCCUUUGACUAUUAAUGAAUUGUAUGGUAGAGGUUAUGAAGAUUUACUUCAGGUACCACUUCAGCCACUCAGGGAUAAUUUGGAUUCCUCAACCUAUAACGAGUUUGAAAAGUGUUCUUUCAAAUACAACUGCUACGAUCAAGCAAUUUCUUCCUUUAUCACAACCAAACACGGUGAAUUGAACCAACCAAAUAAUUUAAACAGUAAUAUUAACUACUCAGUAUAUGUGUUGGGAGCCGGUAGAGGUCCAUUGGUGGAGGUUGUAAUGGAUGUUUUCAGGAGAAAUCACAUCCCAACGAGUGAUUUCGUGGUAUAUGCUCUUGAUAAGAACCCCUACACAAUGUUAACUUUGGAUCAUAAAGCUCAGAGUAAUAGGUGGGCAAAUGUUAGGCUAAUUUGCAAAGAUAUGAGAGAACUAAACAAGAGUAUGUUUCAGUCCAACGGCAACAGUGGGUCUAAACCAGUUCAUUUAGUAGUUAGUGAGUUACUGGGCCCGUUUGGUGAUAAUGAAUUGGCCCCUGAAUGUUUACACGGAUUUGAAAGGUCAUUUAAUUUACUUUUUAAUAACAGGGUAAGGCUUGAGUUUAUCCCUAGUAGUUACACUUCAUAUGUGAUGCCACUGCACUGUCCUCAAAUUUGGGCAAAAAUCAAGUCAUUUGGGAACACUAAAAACUUUCAUAUGCCAUACACAGUUUACUUGAAAGCAUAUUAUAACGUUGGUACCAUGCAUAUGGACUGCUUUAAGUUCGAACACCCUGAUACUCAACCCCCUAAAAGAGAACAAAUUCGUGAUCUUGAGAGAUAUAAAGUAAUGAAAUUCAUUGCUAGAAGUGAUUGUUAUGUUCAUGGGUUUGGAGCGUAUUUUAAGUGUACUUUAUUUGAUAAAGUGGAAAUCUCUAUACUCCCACGAGAUUCUGAAAACGUUAAAAGCUGGUUUCCUAUGUUCUUUCCCAUAGAAAUACCGUUCCCAGUAAAGAAAUCUCAGGUAAUAACACUCCAUAUUUGGAGGAAGGUCAAUGAUCUAAAGGUGUGGUACGAAUGGGCCUUUACAACCCCUUACACAACAGCAAUACACAAUGUUAAUGGACACUCAUAUAGUAUAUCCAAGUGUUAAUCUAUUUAAUUUGUUAUGUAUGAUUUUAAGUGUAUGUAUAUAUUGAUUGUGUUAUAAGCAACAAAGUCUUUAAAUAAAAAAUUGUGAACGUGGAAUCUUGAGGGUUUAUGGAAAAGAAUAAUUAAC